This is a messenger RNA of Pipistrellus nathusii (Nathusius's pipistrelle), 1104 nucleotides long. NCBI's taxonomy places the organism in Eukaryota, Metazoa, Chordata, Mammalia, Chiroptera, Vespertilionidae. The record is from the annotation of a GenBank genome assembly.
AUGGCGGGCUGUGUGGCCCGGCGGGUCCUGGCUGUGGGCGGCCGCUGGUGGUCCCGGUCGCUGUCCGGGGCCCGGGGCCCAAGGCCGCUCUGUGCGGCGGGUGGACCUAGGGCCUUCCUACCAGCGGCGACCACGACGCGGAGGCACCUCUCGUCCCGAAACCGACCAGAGGGCAAAGUUUUGGAGACAGUUGGUGUGUUUGAGGUGCCAAAACAGAAUGGAAAAUAUGAGACUGGGCAGCUCUUCCUUCAUAGUGUUUUUGGCUACCGUGGUGUUGUCCUGUUUCCCUGGCAGGCCAGACUCUAUGACCGGGAUGUGGCUUCUGCAGCUCCAGAAAAAGCAGAGAAUCCUGCUGGCCACGGCUCUAAGGAAGUAAAAGGCAAAACUCACACUUACUAUCAGGUGCUGAUUGAUGCCCGAGACUGUCCACAUAUAUCUCAGAGAUCUCAGACAGAAGCUGUGACUUUCUUGGCUAACCAUGAUGACAGCCGGGCCCUCUAUGCCAUCCCAGGCCUGGACUAUGUCAGCCAUGAAGACAUCCUCCCCUAUACCUCCACUGAUCAGGUUCCCAUCCAGCACGAGCUCUUUGAAAGAUUUCUUCUCUAUGAUCAGACAAAAGCACCCCCUUUUGUGGCUCGGGAGACACUCAGGGCCUGGCAAGAGAAGAAUCACCCCUGGCUGGAGCUCUCUGAUGUCCAUCGGGAAACAACCGAGAACAUCCGUGUCACUGUUAUCCCCUUCUACAUGGGCAUGAGGGAAGCCCAGAAUUCCCACGUCUACUGGUGGCGCUACUGCAUUCGCUUGGAGAACCUUGACAGUGACGUGGUACAGCUCCGGGAGCGACACUGGAGGAUAUUCAGUCUGUCUGGCACCUUGGAGACAGUGCGAGGCCGAGGGGUGGUGGGCAGGGAACCAGUGUUAUCCAAGGAGCAGCCUGCAUUCCAGUACAGCAGCCACGUCUCCCUGCAAGCUUCCAGUGGGCAUAUGUGGGGGACGUUCCGCUUUGAGAGGCCUGAUGGCUCCCACUUUGAUGUCCGGAUCCCUCCCUUCUCCCUGGAAAGCAAUAAAGAUGAGAAGACACCACCCUCAGGCCUUCACUGGUAG